CCUCAUGUUAAUAGCGGAAAGAGCAUUUUAUCACAAACCGUCGCAGUGAUGUAUCGCCAGCGCAUAGUUUUUAUAACCUUCAUUCUACUGACGAUUAGUCAAUUUAAGAAUGCAGCUGAAGGCACUGCACAACAUUUGCCAACGAGUUGUGCUGAAGCAGUUCAUUUUUCUGGCCGCACACCCUCCAGCGGCAUAUAUCAGUUACGUGCUCAGUUGCCUGAUCGGGGUUACACAACAUUCUACGCUUAUUGUCUACUCGAUCCAGCAGGUGGGGAAGCCUGGACAGUUAUACAGAGGCGACAGGAUGAUAGUGUACACUUUAAUCGUGGCUGGAGUGAUUACAAAAACGGCUUUGGAAACUUGAAUACAAAUUUCUUCAUUGGUCUUGAUAAGUUGCACGCACUAACCGACUUGCAACUGCAUGAAUUACGGAUUGAAUUAAAGGAUUUCGACGAUGUCGUGAAGGUGGCCAGAUACGAGAGUUUCGCUAUCGGCGGCGAGGAAUUGAAAUACGUACUAACAGUCUUGGGUGCUUACUCAGGCACAGCUGGUGAUUCAUUGACUGGUUUGCACGACGGUUGUAAGUUCAGUACUCAUGAUCAAGACAAUAGUGAGAGAGGUACAAAUUGUGCGGAAGUGUACAAGGGUGGCUGGUGGUUUGGCAAGGAAUUGUGUCUUAAAAGUAAUAUCCGCUUGGAAGACACUGCAGUGAUCCGGCAGCCGCUUGUUUGUUUAGUUUGGAUCGGCCUGCAUAAAUAUUUAUCUGUGAAUAUUUGUUUGACUUCUAUCUGCUUCUAUCUGGAGAAUUACGAUAGCUGGUAGAAUCGGGAACCUGCUGCGUAUAUUAGAAAGUCCCUUAUUAAAAGGACAACCGUAUGUUCUAAAAUUGUUGUCUGCACUUUUGAUAUUAAUGUAUCUCAAUUAAGAUAACUCACAGCUUAUUAUUAUCAAAAUAUGUAUUGUACCAGAAUAAAGUCGAGGGAAGAUCGUCAUUCGAUAACUGGAAACUUGAAAGUUGGAACGCUGUGGUCAGUUUUCACAAUGGAGAGAUUGAGGCUAGAUUUAUCUAUAGCAAAGUGAAUUGGAAAUGUUUUCUUAUUUUUGGAAGUUAAUAUUAGCUGUAAUCGAUUGGUCACUUCUCUGCUCGUUACCUUUGGGCGCUGCUCGCUGAAAAAUAUUACAUGUGAAAGCAACAACAAAGUUAUCUAGUUGAAUUCGUGCAGGAGAGUAUGCGGAUACCUCAUUAAAGAUUCUAUCGCCGCUUGCUGAGUCCUGCCAAAUUUUAUUUUAUAAAUGUAGACCAUUCACAAUGGUAAAAACGACUCAAAGGACAAUUUUUUUACAAAAAUGGCAAUGCCAAUACAUAUAUGUAUAUUGUUUAAAUUGAUUAAUUAAGAUACAUUUUAAUUGAUUAAAUAAAACGUGAGACAUAGCCGCAGCUCGAAACAAAGGGAUACAAAAACAAGUAAGGAAGGGCUAAGUUCGGGUGUAACCGAACAUUUUAUACUCUCGCAAUUUAUUUAUUUAACUUUAUUUAUAUUUUAUAAUACAAAAUUUGACCCACAUAUUCGUCAUAUAUAUUGUAUAAAGUCUAUUGAAAGUUGGAAACCCUAAUAUUAGGUUAGAAGCACCGCGGUAUUAAUGUUCGAUAUAUGGGGCCUUGAAAACAUAUGGUCCGAUUUCGGCGAUUUUUAAAAUGGGGCUGCCACACUAUAAACAUAGUAUUUGUGCAAAGUUCUGCAUCGAUAUCUUCAUUAGUGCUUACUUUAUAUAUUGUAAAGUAAACGAUUCAGAUCGUCUUCAAAGUUCUGGUAUAUAGGAAGUAGGCGUGGUUGUGAAGCGAUUUGGCCUAUUUUCACAACAUAUCAUUGGGAUGUAAGGAAACUAUUACAAACCAAGUUUCAUUGAAAUCGGUCUAGCAGUUCCUGAGAUAUGGUUUUCGACCCAUAAGUGGGCGACGCCACGCCCAUUUUCCAUUUUGUAAAAAAAUCUGAGUGCAGCUUCUAUCUGUCAUUUCUUAUGUGAAAUUUAGUGUUUCUGGCGUUUUCCGUAGGUGAGUUAACCCACUUUUAGUAAUUUUCAACCUAACCUUUGUAUGGGAGGUGGGCGUGGUUAUUAUCCGAUUUCUUUCAUUUUUGGGCUGUGUUAAGAAGGGGCUAAAAAAACGACUGCAAAAAUUUUGGUUUAUAUAGCUCUAUUGGUUUGCGAGAUAUGUACAAAAAACCUAUUUAGGGGCGGGGCCACGCCCACUUCCCCAAAAGAAUUACAUCCAGAUAUGCCCCUUUAUAGUGCGAUCCUUCAUGCCAAUGCUUUAUUUAUGGCUUAGUUAUGGCACUUUAUGUGUUUUCGGUUUUCGCCAUUUUGUGGGCGUGGCAGUGGUCCGAUUUUGCUCAUUUUCGAAAGCAACCUUCCUAUGGUGCCAAGAAUUAAGUGUGCCAAGUUUCAUCAAGAUAUCUUAAUUUUUACUCAAGUUACAGCUUGCACAGACGGAAGGACGGACGGACGGACGGACAGGCAGACUUGUCUUUUGACUUUUCUCGUCACCCUGAUCAUUUUGAUACAUAUAACCCUAUAUCUAACUCGACAACUUUGCAACUUUGUUGCGAGAGUAUAAAUAUGUUUGCUUAGAUUUAAGUAUUUCUCCACCUAAGAAAAUGGUGCAACAUUAUUGCGCAUGAUUAAAAGGACAUUUUAGCGCAGGCUAAAUGCGAUCGACACCAUAAGUGUUGCUGUCUGUUUGAAUUACGGGAUAAUGCUUAGCCAAUCGAUUACAGCUAUUAUUAUGGUUCAAGUUUCACCAUACCUAUCACAGUAUACUUAACUCACCACACAUAAACAUGAAAUGCUUAUAGCGAUUUCUUUUCUCGAUGAAAAUGAUGCCUUUUCAUAUUUCAAUAUUAUAAACAUGCUGCAUUCCCCUUUGAAUGUGUACCAUUUCUUACAUGAUGAAAGAGCAAUAAAAUAUCUUCCUAUUAUGCUGGUCAACUCUCACUCACAAUUUUAAAACCCGAGUACAGGACAGGAUAAAAGUUAAAUUUUUUUGAGAAAAGAAAACGAUAUUAGAACUCGUAAAAAUACAAACUAUAAUACAAAUGUUAAUAUAAUAUUAAUUAAAUUUAAUUAAUUCUCAGAUAGCAGAUUCUGAAAAUAAUUUUUACUACGCCUAAAUAUACUCUACAUUGCUUUGUGUUUAUAAAAGCCCUGCAGGAAAGUCAACCAAUCGAAAUAUGAGUCUACUUCCAACUAAUAUUUCGUAAUAACUGAAGAGACAAUUCAUUUUUAAUGAGAAAAAUUUUCUUGGCACGGCUAUACUCACACGUUGAUCAGCUACUGCCGAAGAGGUAGAAAGGAAGCAUUUAUAUUGUUCGAAAUGGGUACGAUAACCAGGCACCUUAACUCCCUAUCAAAAAUACCGCCGUUUCAGAACUUUCGUCGGUACCUUCGAACUUAUUUACUGGUAUCGAAUAUGCGGAAAAUCUCAGCCUCCAACUUUUUUUCAACUCUAGCUCAAAUCGGUGAAUAAUUUUCGAAUAUGAGCAAAACAAAUCCUCACUAACCACAUGCGGCGAACAACAAGGGUUAAUGCAAACUGUUUAUUCACAAUAUCGAGUCUAUAAAAUAUAGUAAUUCAUAUGCAAAUGUGCAUAUUUGUUAUAUUUUUAAACUUUACAGUUUGCAUCCUACUGAAGCCAUUUCAAGUCAAACAACUAUUUUUAGAAAGAAUUUGACAUUAUAUAAAAAAUCUUAAUAAAAAUAAACAAAAAAUAGAUAUAUAUUUAGCAGCGAUUUAUUUAUUGUGUUAUGCAAAAUGUUAAAGAAUUCUUUGCAGCAUUCUUGCUCAUCCUGUUUUAUUCAAAGUCUUAGUUUAAAAGAAUUUAAUUUAUUACGCUUAAAGCAUUUGUAUCAAACACUUUAUUCAUUUUUUAUACAGAUAUUUCUUAAUUUCGCGCAAACCUCAUAAUUUGAUUUCAUCAAUUAUAACUGACAUAUGAUAUAUGUAGAUAUGUGUAUUUGGAUAUAGAAAACCAGACGCGGAAGCACAAUUCGUUUUUAGUUAGUGAGAAGUUAGUUGGAAACUUAGAGGUUAGAAUAGUGGCUUGCGCGUCAUAAAAUUAACAAAUGAGUCAUGACGGCAAAAAUGUUUUCGAGCAGCGUUGACUAAUUCUGCUGUGAGUGCUAAUCAUGUGUUAAGAGCUAAACGCGAUAGAACAGUAGCUUCCUUGAGUGAAUCAUACACCUUAAAGCCAAUAGAGAGAUAUUUAUUAUUUUUUGAUUUUAGGCAUAAAAAAUAUCAUAUUUACAUUACUGGUUUGUUAAGAUUUUGGUUCUCAAGCAUUACUUCGACAGAAUUGUAACAUUCGACUCCAAUUGUAACACGUCAUUUAUUUGUAUGACUUUACUUUUGAAAAAAUAAAUAAAUAAAAUACAUAGAUGGCAACCCUUCGCAAUAUAUCUGUAAAAGUAAAAUUCCUCCAAAUAAGCUCUGAAAAAAUCAUAUAGUUGAUAUAGUAAUAUAUUUAUUUACAUAAAUAUUAUUUGUUUUACAUGGUAUAUAUUUUCAUUUAGUGCACACUCAUUUUGGCUCGUGAAUUGUUAACAAUUUCAUAAUAAUUAAUUUACUUUUUUCACUUUACAACUCAACAAGUCUUAAAAAUACACUUGUUUCGUGCAAUAAUAACGAAUAUUCGCCUGCUAAAAGUAUGCUGCACAGCGAAAUACUUUUUCUUUUAAUUAUGAAGAUAAUUUUAUUUUUUAUUAUUAAUAUUUUCUUUAAUUUCGAUAUACUUAGGUAAUAAUAGGUUAAUUCUAAUUUACUAAGUACACAUGUACAUACACAUGUAGGUGAUUAUGUACAGAAACAAGUUUCAGAAAUCUUAAUGGCCAAUGUUUAGUGACGAAGUUCUCGCUUAAUCUAGAUUUGGAUUUUUCUUUAAAUUAAGGCGAAACAAUGUGCAGAACAGUAAAUGGUUAAAGAGAAAUUUCAAAUUCAUGUUAAGCGCUAAAGACGAGAUGAGGCACGCAAGCGAUGGCAACAACAAACAAAGUGUAAUUACAUAAAUAUACAAAAUAUAAGUAAAAAAUAAUAUAAUAA
Molecule: messenger RNA, 5092 nt
Organism: Zeugodacus cucurbitae (melon fly)
Lineage: Eukaryota; Metazoa; Arthropoda; Insecta; Diptera; Tephritidae
Product: fibrinogen C domain-containing protein 1
Exons: 2
Coding region: 49-822 (257 amino acids)
Source: RefSeq, a predicted model, not a curated record